Trifolium pratense (red clover) is the source of this 3300-nucleotide messenger RNA. RefSeq lists its product as uncharacterized. The record is from RefSeq and is a predicted model, not a curated record. The transcript has 8 exons. Lineage: Eukaryota; Viridiplantae; Streptophyta; Magnoliopsida; Fabales; Fabaceae. Bases 97 to 3000 code for a protein of 967 amino acids.
UUUUCGCUGUGCUUUUUCAUCUUCAUCAUUCUCAUCACAGUGUUAGGGUUUUACUUCGUUUUCACUCUCAUCAAAGUGAAGGGACUUUUAAUUCCAAUGGCGAACACUCAACCUUCAUCUUCACCUGCUGGAGAUGAAGUUAGAGAUGCAAAUGGAAAUGAACAUUAUCAGGAAACUGAGCUUUUUGAGGACACAUUAGUGAUCCAUAGUCCCUUAAUCGAAACUGAAGUGCAAAAUCUCGAUCUGAAUACUGAGGUGCAAAAUAUUGAUCUGAAUGCCGAGGUGCAAAAUCUCGAUCUGAAUGCUGAGUUAGUAGAGGAUUCGGAGCCUGUAGAGGACAUGAUAACUGCUACAACAUGUGAGUAUGAGCAAGAAGUGGUGCUUGACAGUGAGGACGAAGAAAUGAAUAAUGCAGACAAAGUGACUGUUGCUGAAAGAUUUCUUGAGGAUGGAAGUAGUCCAGUAGUGAACAAUUCUUUAGUGCUCUUCAAGAAGAAAUUGCCUAAGCUACCUUGUGAGGAAGCAAACUCAAAAUCAAAUGCCGCUACUUCUGGGAAAUCUGGAACUGGGGACGAAAGAGCUUCAGUUGAUGCUAAGAGCUUUGAUGACAACAAACAUCAAUCUCUGCAUGAUAGGUUAUAUGAUGUUCGCUCACCAGAGCCUGGGGAUUCAACCGUAGCUGCACUAGGCUUCGUGGAUCAGUACUUGUCGUCAAUAGAUGUGGACCUGUUUCAAGGAGUUCAAAAUGGAAAUAUUGCUAGGGAAAAAUCGCCUCGUGUCUCGAGUGCAAGAGGAUCAAUUAGUUUGGCUAAGAAAUUUAAAGCUCGAAAUCAAAAUGAAGAUAAAGACCCUUUCGAGUGGGAUGACAGUGUUCAAAAUGAAAAAGAAGCUGGUAUUUUCGGUAAAAAGCUUGAAGCAUCUUUCAAUAUUGGACGCCAUGGACUGGCAUAUAAGAGAAGACAGAAAAAAGGUAGUCAUCCUCCAAACCAAGGAAAAUCUAGUGCAAGUAAUAGAUGUGAUGAGAAUUUAGUGCAAGAACCAAGAAUGGAAGCUGACAACAAUAACUAUCUCAAGGAGUUGGAUGUUGAUUUGUGUGCCACAAGAGAGAAUGUCGAUAUUUAUUCUAGUGUAGCACGUACAGAAGACGUGUAUGAUAUUGGCUUAGACACUCAAAUAGCUGCUGAAGCUAUGGAUGCCUUAGCAAAUAUGUCCCCUGCUGGCUUUCAUUUAAGUGAUGCUCGCCAACAAGAGAACGCAUUUGAUGCAUCUUUGAGUGAUUUCAAUCAACCUCAUCAGAAAAAUUCUCCAUCUAAAGAGAAUCCUGGUUCACAUUCUAUUGCUCUAAAAUCAUACAAGGGAAAUGUAUCUUCUCGUAGAUUUGGCAAAGUAACUUCUAGUUCCUCUUGCAAGGACACUAACAAUCAGGAAACAAAGCCUGUCUCAGGGAAAAUGAAAAAAACAAUGGGAAGCAAGUCAACUGUUGAGGUGCAGUUCAAAAAUAAUGUUAGUCCAUCAAUAUGCAAUGAACAUGUAUCACAUGAAGAGGUUUGUUUACUAGGAGAAGAUAGGAGUUUUCAAUCUGCUUCCAAAGAACCCAAAAUCCAGAAUAAGAGCAAAUGGACAAGAGUGAAAUGUCAACCAAGUCAUCCUAGAGAGAGUAACAAUAAUGUUGAGAAGGAUACUAUUAGAUAUAAGAGGAAGGGAAAUUGUUUAGUGGCAGAUCCAGUGAAGAUGGAUGUUAAGACGAAACGUCUUAAUUCAUCUAUUAGUUCAUAUGGUGUGGCUAGGAAGUGCAGUUUGAAACAUCAGGUUGAAGUUAGUCCACAACUAUCCGCAACCAGCUGUUUUUCAAUGAUUGAUUCUUGGGCUUAUCCAAAAGGACCAAGGGGGAAAAGAAAGCGAGCUAAUGCCCCGAGAUUUUUAUGUAUUGAUGAUAAAGAAAACAAUGUCUAUUCCACCAAAAUUCUAGAGGGUCGAGAUGUUGUGCAUAAAUCAUGUCUUCCCCCAGUUUCGGCAGGUGGUGCUAUAAAAUUUGAAAACCUACAUGAUAAGCAACCCUUGUUGCUAGCACAUGUUGAAAUAUUAUCAAACAAGACUGUUGUACAUUCGAGUUCAGAAAUUUCAGCUUCUGUUGUUCCAAUUGAAGGCAUAAAAAUUUCAAAUGCUACCCAUACAAGCAAUGAACACUGCAAAAAGGCAUGUGACAAAAACCUGCCAAAGUCUUCACUUUUGAAGGAACUUAUCAGAUUAGGAGUUCCCAAAUCCACAUCAGAAAUAAUGAGUAUAGAUCCAAGACAUCGAAGAGAUAUGACAAAUGUGCGAGUUCUGUUUAGCCAACAUUUGGAUGACAGUGUCCUCAAGCAACAACAGAAGAUCUUGACACGUCUUAAUAUAUCUACUGCAUCAAGCUCAAAGGAGGCCACUCAUUUCAUAGCCGACAAGUUUACACGUACAAAGAAUAUGCUGGAAACAAUGGCUCUUGGGAACUUAGUAUUGACACACUUAUGGCUUGAGAGUUGUGGACAAGCCAACUGUUUUAUUGACGAGAAAAAUUAUAUUUUGAGGGAUAUGAAAAAGGAAAAGGAAAUAGGCUUUAGCAUGCCAGUUUCUCUUGCUCGAGCAAGACAAAAGCCACUCCUGAAGGGUAAACGAGUCUACAUAACACCACACAUCAAACCUAAUAAGGAAGUGGUUGCGAGCUUGGUUACAGCUGUUCAUGGCCAGCUAGUGGAUGAAAAUCAGAUAUUUGCAGACAAGAAUGAUAAUGUCUUGGAUGAUCUAUUGAUUCUUUCUUGUGAAGAAGACUUUGCAAUAUGCCGCCAUUUCCUUAAGAGAGGAGCUGCUGUUUACAGUUCAGAGCUUGUUCUGAAUGGAAUUGUAAUCCAGAAAUUAGAACUCGAGAGGCAUAAACUGUUCGUGAAUCAAGUUACAAAGAAUAAACUAGGUAGAUGUAAUUGGUUUGGGAAGGUUUACAGAAGGCGUCUGAUGCCUUUAUCUUGAGAAUAGCUGAUUUCUGAGGCAAUAUUACUAUGGCCACCGAGGCCAUAUUACUAAUCUCAGUUACUUACAAAUGUAACUUACUCUCCUUACUUUAUGUUGUUUUGAGGCAUGUUCAUCUCAAGUGACUCAAACAUUUACAGAAGAGUAGUAUUUUUUCUGUAAAGGGAGUAGUUAUCUUAAUGAAGUAUAAGUUGACCAAGGUAUGUAUGGAUUCUGACAAAGUUGUCUUUAUAGAUAAUGUUUUAUUUUAUUUCCCCUGGUAAUUGCAAAUUUGCAACAAGAUACUUUAGCUUUGUGUGA